This is a messenger RNA of Protopterus annectens (West African lungfish), 1972 nucleotides long. Its product is annotated as zinc finger protein 773-like. NCBI's taxonomy places the organism in Eukaryota, Metazoa, Chordata, Ceratodontiformes, Protopteridae. The record is from RefSeq and is a predicted model, not a curated record. Gene Ontology annotation, molecular function: DNA-binding transcription factor activity, RNA polymerase II-specific; RNA polymerase II cis-regulatory region sequence-specific DNA binding; zinc ion binding. The coding region runs from base 194 to 1903 and encodes 569 amino acids. Gene Ontology annotation, biological process: regulation of transcription by RNA polymerase II. The transcript is spliced from 6 exons.
UUUGCCUGAAAUGCUAUUGAUUCAAUAUUGUUGACACCAGCUGAAUAGGGUCUCUGUUAACAGGAUUUUAUACAGUGUAACAAAAUUUUCUUGUUCUGAGUAUAGAUAGGAGCUUCCCAUUAAAAAGGGCAGAGUGAUUUGAAAGCUGGUCGGUAUAGCUCAAAGAUCCUAGGAACUGAAGCUGAGGCAUUCAAUGCAGGAAACAGACUGCAGAGAGAAAGAAGAGAUGCAGAAUCUGUGUGCUACAAAUGGGGGAACAGAGCAGUGCUGUGGUGAUCACAGACGGAGACUGGAGUUGUUCUGCCAGGAGGAUGAGGCCUUUAUUUGUGUCCUGUGUGUGCCCAGGCAUUCAUGUCACAGUUUUGUGUUCCUGCAUGACGCAGUCAGCGUGUAUAAGGACAAGCUGAAAACAUCUUUAUCAUCCCUGGAACUAAAAGUCAGAGAUUUUAAAGAUUUACAAACCAAGAAUGAGACUGAAUUCCUGGAGAUACAAGAACAUGCUGUUAAUUUGGAAAAAUACAUUGCAGAAGAGUUUGUAAAACUGCACCAGUUUCUCCAUGACAAGGAAAAAAAACUCAUUUAUCAACUUAACAUCAAGGCAGAAAUUCUGAAAGAGCUAGAAGAAAAUCUUGAAUGCAUUAAGACUGGUGUUAUAGAAAUCCUCCCAGCAGUGCCUGAUACUAACUUGGAAAUCAAAAAAGAAGUAGACAUUCUGGAAGAGAGAGAUGAUGACACAGACUAUCUGACAACCACUGAGGAAUCAGUGUCAGGUGACACCUCAGAACAUGGAAAACACAAAGCUAAUGGAGUUCUAUCAGCUCCAGAAUCCUUUGAGGAUGUUGCUGUUACUUUCUCAGCAGAGGAGAUGAAGAUGUUAACAAAACAAGACAAGGAGCUUCAUAAGGAAGUGAUGUUAGAGAACUAUGAAACCUUAGUUUCAGCAGGUUACAAGAUCCCCCCAGAGGCAUUGUUAGUGCUACUUAAAGAAGAUAACGCUGAACUGCAAGUGAAUGACAAGGAGGGGAUAAACAGAACAGAACACAAGAAUAAUUUUAAAGAAAAGCCCAACAGCAAUGGGAGCAGAGAAUGGAGCAUUUCCCGGAGUCAGCAGCCAUCACUUGGAGUAUCUAUAUUACAUUAUCCUACAGAGAACCUGCAGCACUCUGCUCAAACUGUGAAGGGCCCCUGCAAGCAUCCUGUUAAACCUGUAGCACAGCUUCAUCCAGGAUACACCUGCAACGUGAAGUCUGAAUGUGACCCAAGUUCUAUAGUACAGCAAAAUUCAUUAGUACACCGGAGAGCUCACAAAGAAAAGAAACCAUAUAAAUGUCCUGAAUGUAAUAAGUGUUUCAGAAAAAAGGGGAUUCUAAUAAUACAUGAAAGGACUCACAUGGCAGAGAAACCAUAUAAAUGUGCUGAAUGCAGUAAGGGUUUCACAACGUCUCGUACCCUUAGAAUUCAUCUGUCAGUUCACAGUGGGGAGAGACCGUAUAGAUGCCCUGAAUGCAGUAAGUGUUUCAGGCAAAAAGGGGGUCUAGUAAUACAUGAAAAGAUUCACACUGGGGAGAGACCAUAUAAAUGUCCUGAAUGCAAUAAGUGUUUCAUACAAAGGAGUGUUCUAGUACAACAUGAAAGGACUCACAGUGGGGAGAAACCAUAUAAAUGUCCUGAAUGCAGUAAGGGUUUCACAACAACUAGUAACCUUAGAAUGCAUCUGUCAGUUCAUAGUGGGGAGAAACCAUAUAAAUGUCCUGAUUGCAAUAAGUGUUUCAGACGAAGGGGGAAUUUAGCAAUACAUAGAAGGAUUCACACUGGGGAGAGACCAUAUAAAUGUGCUAAAUGCAAUAGGUUUUUCAGACACAGGAGUGUUGUAGUAAGACAUGAAAGGACUCACAUAGGAUAAAGUUCUACCACAAGAGCACAGGGUAGUGAGGUGAAGGAAGGGGAGAAAUCCAAUACCAUCAUGGAAGUA